AUUUUUGAUUUGAUUCGAAUUUCUGGAAGUUUUCUAAACCCCAAUAGAAACGAUAACGGUCACCGGAAGUAUUUAAGUGGCUCGGACUCGGGUCGAGCUCGCAUGGCGCGCCCUUAAGCGUAACCAAGAAAAUUGCCAAGAGCGAAGAGUUUAUGCAGUUUGUACCCACUUAGCUAGUUUCAGUGUAACUGCUUUGCGCGUUUUUGGGGCCUUUGUGUGGUCCCAAAACAGAAUUGUUUCUUCAAAUUUAUUGUUGCUAAUGUAUCUUUUCAGAUUGCCUUUGAUUGCAUAAUAGCUGUUGACUAAUUGGUUAUUUUAUGAAAUUUAGUUCAAAGAGAUAAACAGAUGACUUCUCAGAAAGAACUGUUCCGUGAUUUAAUGAAUAAUGGAACUUUAUUGGUUACGAAUUCCCAAACUUUGACUGAAGACUUGGCAGAACUGAAGUUCAUUCUGGCCAAAGAUCUGGUCACUUCCAAAAGCAGCGUUCCCAAGAAGUAUUUAGAGUUCAUUGAGAGCCAUUUGAAGAAGCAAUUAUUUUUGGACGUGGAAGAUUGUUAUAAACUGAUCACGAAAUAUUUCACUUGUGAGUUUUUUGGCAACAAAGAUGACGUGAAAAACAUGCUUGAAAAUCACCAACAAAAAACAGACCUCGCUAAUGCGGUCACGCAGUACUAUUUCUCGGAGCAAACUUUCAGACUUCUCGCGGUUCGAGAUUUCUUGAUUUUAAGAUGCCAAAAUAAGGAUGAUAUCGGAACCGAUAGCCGAAAAGUGACUUACAUAGAACAAUGUCUAUCUCUAUACAAAGAAUCGGUUAAAUCUUUUUGUGAAAUAGCAAAUGACGAUUUGAUGCUACAGUUGGAUCAUGCGUGGAGCCGGUAUGUUAACGAUUGGUAUAUAUUGGCUCAGAUUAUGAUUUUUGCUUCUGUUGAGCGAAACUUAACUCUAGCUCAACUAACCGAAAUGAUGGAGAUAUGUGAUUCUAUUAUGAUAGAAUUGCAGCCUUUAGUCUACAAAGCUUCUCCUAGAUUUGCUCAGUUUUUUGAAGAUUUAUUGAAACUGUUUUCCAUCAUAUUUCUCAAAAAUUUCGGCCUUGAUUCAAUUUUUGAGUCAGUUGAUGAGCAAAAUAACUUGGGCAAUGCAUCUCAUUUUGUACAAAAAGAAUCGCCCCAUGCUCUGAAUAAGUUUUCAUCCUUACUUCUCAGAAACUGUGCUUCAUUGCCGAUUGUAGGACUUGCGUGGUUUGUUGUCAGAAGUUCCUCAAAAACUAUUAGCGAAAGUGACGAAAAAGUUGGCCGUAUUUCUCUACAGCGUAAUGCCAUUGAACUAAUGAGGAAACAGCUGAUUUCUGACGAGAUUUCAAAUCCUAUUAUUUCGAAGAUCUAUUCAAGAUGUCUAUUCUUGAUGUUAAGAAGUCUGUUAACUAAAUUUGAAGUCGAAAGUUUGUUUGACAAAACAUCAACCUUGCUCGAGAUUCUUGGGAAGCUGUUACGAACGGAAGAAAAUGCUGUUUCAUUUUUCUUGGAUCUUGAAUUAAACGCGACUGCUAAUGUUGGAUUUAAUUCAACUUUUCUGUCACUGGUUUACAAUUUCCCGAACUCGGCAGCUCAGUUAUUUUCUACUCUGGCCGAUGCCUGUCACCCGUUUUCACACGUGAAGAUUUAUAACCUAGUUAGUGGGCUAAAUGUCGAUGAAGGUCAAAGGGCAGCCGUAGAUGAUUUAUCUAUCAACGGUUGGAUGUUUGCAAAAACGUGUAUAGCCCAAUUUUUAUCUCCGAUGUCUGUUUACAACGAAUCAGGCCUGAAUGAAGUAGAAUUGAUCGCGAAUAUCGUGCAAAUGGUCGACCGGUUAUUGGAUUGUGGUCUAUCUUUACAACCCGCAAUCACGCAGAUCUUAGAACUCUUGCCUCAAUUAGUUUGUAAUCUCAUCAAUUCGUUUUCGUGCGCGGAGUUUGUCCAAGUUGAAAAAACAAUCACGUGUAGUGCCAGUUGUCUGAAGCCUUUGAUGAAAAUACGACCCGAAUUAGUCAUAGACGAGUUAAGACAAUGCGAAAUAUUCCCGAAAAUUCAGUCUAAAUUAUUUAUGUCCGGAAAUUCCCCCCUAAAGUGGGAUAGUAUUGAGUUGAGUCGAAGCUUGUUUACCGAUACUCUAUUUCCGAAUGAGAUUAAGUUGGGCGGAAAGUUUUCAGGAACUGCAACCUUGUUUGAACUAAUGGAACUGGGGUCAAUUAGCCUAUUGGAAUGUUGUGAUAACCAAGUUGAGGUAGUGAAGUUCUUUAUCAUAAAUGCGCAGUUAGUAACGCGAGUUAUUUUACCCCAUAUUUGCUGCGACCCUUUCUUCAGAAUUAAAAGUUCGGUGUCAUUAAUAAACCAAUGUGUGAAAUCAUUGCUUGACAGUCUGAGAGUUCUAGAAAAUUCUCGACUUGAUAUUGCUGAGAUUUAUUCAGCCGAAGUUUGCCAUAUGGUAUUGUUCACAUCAUUUGGGUCGUGUCUAGCGGAAAUUUUAAAACUGGGAAACGAAUUUGUGACAUUAAAUCUGAACAAUCAACUCAUAACUUCGACUCAUUGUGGAAUCGGGACAGAACUUGUGAGCGUCAUUAACAACGUGUUGGAGUUAAUUGUGCAUACUUGGAACUCGAAUCAAAGAAAUGAACAGCUAACUUCAAUCGAGGUCAAGUUAUUUCACGAAAGUGAAGGUUUGGGUUUUAAAAAACUAGUGUCGUUUAUUUUUCACCAAUUAGAUUGUAAUCUGCCAUCAAUCUCCUGUAAAUUGUUAAAACUGUUUGCAGCAAAUGCGAACUCUUCAUUGUUUACGUUUCUGCACGACUUGAAGGAACCAAUUCGCGAUCAGUUCAGUCGAGUUUUGAGCAAGAAAACCGAAAAUGAUUUGCUCAAAAGUGCCAUUUUGCAAGUUAUGACUUGCAGCGUUGAAAGUCAGCCAGCUUUGCUAGACUUCCUGAUAAAUAUGGAUUGUGCUACAAAACAGCUGCAGCAGCCUUCGGUGUUAACACCAAUUUUGAAUAUUCUCUUUGAAAAUUGUGAUAACUUGGGCCCGAAAUCUUUCAUUCCGCAAUAUUUUGUUCACAUUGUCGAGUUAGUUCACGUGUUGUGGACUGAGAGCGAUGCUCAAAUUCAAGUUCAAGAUUAUAUGAAGUCGCAAGACAAAUUUUGGGAAAGUCUGCUCAAAAUUUUAAAGUGCAGUAAAGACCCGAUGAAUGAAAAGAUAGUUGUUUGCGCAACCCGCGUGAUGAAAAUUUCUGCAAUUGAAUUGCGGAACCUUCCUGUUGGAAAUAUGCAAACGGAUCAUUUCAAAAUGGAAGUUACUGAAUUUUUAAAAGAUGGGUUUUGGUUUUCUUGGUUCGAACACGCCUUUAAAAUUGCCAAUAGUCUAAAAUUGAAAUCAGAAAAUGCUUCGAAAAGUUUUCGAGAUGCUGAAAAGUCGUUUCGGGUUUUGUGCAAUUUGGUUUCAGCGAUGAGACAAUUUUUGACUUCAAUUUUAAAUAGAACUGAAUCCUCAAAACUGUUUCGACAAGUUGACAAGAAGGAAAUUAGGAAGGCUUUAACGUUAAGUUUGGAAGCGAUUCAAAUUUUGCUAGAAAUGCUCCGAGAAAAAUCAGAUUUUGAAGAUGUAGACCAUGAAAUUGAAUUAAAUUUGACAGAAGAUAUCAUAAGUGUUUGGUCGAUUAUUGUAUUGAACUUGAUCCAACAACCGGACGUAAAAACGCCCGAAAACUUGGAAAAAAUUUGCGAAAUUUUACGAAUAUCUUCGAUAUUGAAUAGCUUCAAUUUCUACGAAAAAUUCAAUGUUUCGAUGUUUUCGUGCUUGACUUUCAUAAUGCAAGAAGAAUCAGCGUCAAAAAUCCAAAGAGACUCGCUGGUCACAUUAAUGAUUGCAUCGGCAAAUCACUUGUUAAAGUCAACGAUUUCAACAGUUUCUGCUGAUGGUGAAAUAUCGCCUAUGUGUGAUGUGGCCAUUUCAAUGCUCUCAGUUUUGUUUCUAAGAGUGCCUUCCGUUGAUCAGUUCUUAAAGCAAAUCAGUCAGCUGAAUUUGAUAUCAACUAUGAUUUCGCUUCUUAAAUUUGCAGCCAAUAGACAGGGCAAUAGAUCACAACUCGCCUCAAGUGUAUUGGCUUUUUUCGUGCAUCUCAGCUCAUAUAAAUCGUCAGCUGAAUUUUUGGUUAAGUGUAAUAUGCACCAAGAAUUGUGCUUAACCUUGCUUAAUGUAAGCAGACAAUUUGACCCAGAAGCAAAAGAAACAUAUAGUGCAAAACAAAAUGGGAACAAAAAUGGAGCCAAUGCGAGUUCGACCGAUAGUUUCAAUUGUUUUUCAUCGAUGAUGGUUCUUUCAGCUAACCUAUUAGUGCAUGCCGAGUCAGCCUAUCUGGAACAGUCCUUAGACAUUGUCAGUUGCUUUGAACAAAGAAUUGUUCACAACUUUUCGGCUCUCUAUUUCAACCAAUCAGAAUACUUUCUCAACGAGCUGCUGUCAGUUCUGCAGUUCAUACAGGAACUGAGCACCUACAUGAAAGUUUGGAGAUACAAACUGAAAGAUAAUUUUGACGUUAUAACAAAAAGCAUGGCGACAGCCUGUCAAACGUGUAUUGCCUUAUUGAUUCGCCCUAAAUAUUUCCAGUACCUGUUGACUCAUGGGUCGCAUCCAAGCGAUAGGCGACGUUUAAGUACCUCAGAAUCCCCCAGUAUGUCGGGCGACUCCUUGGCCCGAGGAUUGAGUACGAAGAAAUGGACACCGACAGUGGACUCGACCCCGGCUAUGAGUGGAGGAAGCUCCUCCUUGUCCAGACAAAGAAGUCUGAGCUCGACCAUUUUGACAACCGGAACCUCAUUUACUCUUGAAGACGCACAUCUCAGUGGCGACGAACUGAUCGAAAAGCAAAGAAAGCUCCUGGAGAUCGUAACCUUCGUCUUAAUUUCUUUCAAUCACAUGACCCUACCGAUUCCCCAGUCUUGUCUAUUAGUAGCAUGUACUCCAGAUCUCACCCAGUUCCCGGUUCUUCUAGAUGCCUCCUUUUCCAGUCCCUCGAUCGAGUCCGCCAGUGUGCCGUGUUUGGGCACCUUGUUGUCCUGUUGCAAUUAUGCAGUUGGUCUGUUGAUCGCAAGGACAGAUGUUGGCAAGUCUCCGAGAAGAGUGCUAGAAUCGCCGGGAGCAGCGUCUCGUCAGCUUAUGCCUCGUCAAUGUAUAUUCCUCAUGCUUGAAAACGCAGCUCUACUUCUCAUGUCUCAGUCCAGUCUCAUAAUUCAACAGUUCGACAACGGGACUCGCGAUCCGACAGACGGACACAAACGCGACACAGCUAAGCAAGUUUUCAUCCGGGACGUCGCGAGUGAGCUCGAAACAUUUAUAACUUCGAUCAGCCGCUACUUUCACAGAACUGGUAUCUCGAUUCCGCCUCUGAAUAGCUCAAAGGGAGGACCGCAAAGUAGUCCAGGAUCCCAACUGUUCGGCAGUGACUCGCAAGGGUGUGCAAAGAGUGAUUUGGGUUCAUCGGGAACUUCAAGUAGAAAUUACGCAAGUAGCAAUGUGGAAUUGACUGUGUAUUAUAUCGUUGAAUUAUUUUUGAACAGAUGUCUGAAAAAUAGCUCAAGUGGUUGACUAAGUUUGUCAAAAACUGUGUGUUAUGCUCUGCGUUGCUUGUCUAUAUGCUGUGAAGUGUUAAUGACUUUUCUUGAUUGGACCG
Molecule: messenger RNA, 5692 nt
Organism: Symsagittifera roscoffensis
Lineage: Eukaryota; Metazoa; Xenacoelomorpha; Acoela; Convolutidae
Product: nucleoporin NUP188-like
Exons: 3
Coding region: 346-5607 (1753 amino acids)
Biological process (GO): protein import into nucleus; RNA export from nucleus
Cellular component (GO): nuclear pore inner ring
Molecular function (GO): structural constituent of nuclear pore
Source: RefSeq, a predicted model, not a curated record